AUGCCCGCAACAGCAACAGUAUCUCCCUCUCUUCCCCACCAGCAGCCGGCCCAGCACCACGUCUCCCAGGGCGACCUCGACAUCCUCUCCCUCCUCACUGCAGACGGCCCGAACCCGAACAAGAAGAAGGGCCUUCCCCGCCGAGACCAGCCGCUCGACUCGCUGCUCCUCACUGCUGUCCUCGCUGGCAGCGACAAGGUCACGAGACACCACUUUGGACACGGCACGAUGCCCUAUGCCGCCUGCGAUGAGAGCCGGCCGCAGUCCCCCAUGCCUCCGCGGAAGAGCAUGCAGGCUCCCCGCUCCGAGCGACUCGCCAAGGACCAGGCCGAGGCUGCCGCGGAGCAGCCCGUUAAGGUUGCGGCGCCCGCCGCCCCUCUUUCUGCUGCGCCGGCGCCGGCCCCCAUCGCCGAGCGCAAGCGACGGAUGUCAAUCGACCCCCAGCCCGUGAGCCAGCUCCUGCAGCAGGCUUCCCCCGCCCACGUCAACUUCUACCACGGCCGUGGCAUGCCCAUCGGCAAGCCCUCUGGCCAGCCGCAGGUCAAGUGCAUGGCCCGUACCCGUGUGCCCACUCCCCACGGCGAGGUUUUCCUGCACCUCUACCACAACUCACACGACAACAAGGAGCACCUUGCGAUCGUGAUGGACCCGAUCCAGCUUGACCCCGAGGCCCGCGCUGCCGCCCCGAAAGGCCGCAAGGAGAUCCGCUCGCGAUCACUGGACGCCGUCUGGCGCGACGGUGAGACGGAGAUGGAGCGUGUCGUCCGCGGUGCCUAUGUCGGCCGGCUCCACCCUGGAGGUGAGGGACAGGCUUCCAAGCCGAAAUCGCAGGCCGAGUACGACGCCGAGGACGCCAUGGGCGAGGACGACGAGGUUGACAUCCGCCCGCUCGUCCGCAUCCACUCUGAGUGCUUCACUGGCGAGACGAUUGGCUCCCUCCGCUGCGACUGCGGCGAGCAGCUCGACGAGGCCAUGCGCCGCAUCGCCGAGCCUCAGCGGUUACCCUCUGACUCUACUUCCGAGUACCUCCCGACACCCGAGGCCUCGCGCGCUCCGUCACCGCACCAGCGGGGACAGGUCGUGCCCGGCCGCGGUGUCGUCAUCUACAUGCGGCAAGAGGGCCGCGGUAUCGGUCUCCUCGAGAAGAUCCGCGCCUACAACCUCCAGGACCUGGGCCACGACACGGUGACUGCGAACCUGAUGCUUGGCCAUGGCGCCGACGAGCGAACAUACGCCGUUGCCGCCGAGAUUCUUCGCGACCUCGGUCUCGCCGGCGACGAGGCGCUCGGCAAGGGCGGCGUGCGCCUGCUCACGAACAACCCCGAGAAGGUUGUUGGCCUCAGCGGCGAGGGUAUCCGCAUCUCUGACCGCGUCGGCAUGGUUCCGCGCGACUGGCAGUGCCGACACGACUGCCCGAGUGCGGCUGAGGAGAAGGAGUACGACGAGUGGCGCGCGCGGAGAGCCGGCGUCGGCCUCCUUGGCGCGACGACGACGCGCGCUCCGGAACUCGACAAGUACCUCCGAACGAAAAUCGAGCGCAUGGGCCACAUGAUCGACAUCCCGGAGUCGACCGAGUCGACCGACGAGCAGGCUUAA
Trichosporon asahii var. asahii CBS 2479 is the source of this 1596-nucleotide messenger RNA. RefSeq names its product cyclohydrolase. Lineage: Eukaryota; Fungi; Basidiomycota; Tremellomycetes; Trichosporonales; Trichosporonaceae. The transcript has a single exon. Bases 1 to 1596 code for a protein of 531 amino acids. The record is from RefSeq and is a predicted model, not a curated record. Gene Ontology annotation, molecular function: GTP cyclohydrolase II activity. Gene Ontology annotation, biological process: riboflavin biosynthetic process.